CAUGGCCGCCGCUGCAGUACAGAGCCCAAAGUCUAGCUCUCCCUUCCAUAAAGCCUCCAACCAACGCCUCGCUGCAAACUCACCCAUCCCAUCCUCCUCCUCCUCGCGCUCGACACAGUCCCCCGAACUCUCCGCCUCGCCCCCAGAGACGUCAUCCAGGACAUUCCACCGCAUCCGCUCCACGCUCGAGCAGAGCCUGCGCACCGCGACGCGCUCAAAGAAACCCCCACCACAGCCCCCAGCGACCGUCGACGAGUUUGCGACCUUGGGUGUCAAGAGCAGCAGCAAGGGCAAGGGAAAGGAGAGGGAAAGGGAAAGGGUCAGGUUCAAAGAAAAAGAGCGCGAGGAGGCGGCAUCCCCACCUCCGAAGGAAAGAGACAAGCUGAAUGUUCUACGGCGGGUCACUUUCCGGCGGGGCGACCGCGACCGCGACCACCGCGAGUCCACCACCCCCACCCCGUCAGCGACCCCCUCGCCGUCGCCCGUCCCGCCCAGCGAUGCCAGGGACAAGGGGCGCAUGGCAGGCUUCACGAGCUUCCUGACACCCUCUCUGCGACAAGCCUCCAUGUCCUCGCCCGCCCUGCACCUCUCCUCGCAGGCCCUCCCCUCUCCACGCUCCCAGCCGGCCGUCGCAGCCUCCUCCUCCUCGCACGCCGAAGCCCUCGCCUCGCCCGCUCGCCACCGAUCCCGGCGUACCAGCAGUACCCAGCCACCGCAAUCACGCGAGAUCUCGGCGCCUGCCCCCCUGUCCUCUGCCACCACCGCUGCCGAUCCUGCCGCUGUCGUCAGGAAGGGCCACCGAUCGACCAAGUCCUACACUCCUGGCGUCCCAAUUCCCCCCUCUCCUUCGUCCCCCUCGCUGCAGUUCUACCAACACCCGCCGAGGACGCCGACACCGAGCAGUAGUAGCGGUGGUAGGACCUAUAGAGAUCGAGAGCGAGACAGAGAGCCCGCCACGCCCCCCGCCACACCGACACCUCCUCCGCGUUCUCGCUCGAGGACGUUGGUGCCCAACUCCAACUCGAGCAACCCUGCAACACCACGUGCAUCGAGCCCGUCCACCAGCACCAGCACCCGCCCGCUCUCGCCCUCAGCUGCAGCGCGCAUCCGCGUCGUGACGCCUCCUGCUGGGAGGACCCACAGGCUGACCUCGUCGUCGGCCUCGCACCUCCCUUUAUCUUCUCCCGCGGAUGCCACGACCACCCCAGCGACGCCCCGACGUCCUUCCGGUGAACACUCGCGGAGACACAUGGAGACGCCAACGAGACGACCGUCGACGGCAGACAGGCCCUCCUCGAGAGACUCGCCCCUAGGGCACCGACACCGACCUGAGCCACAUCAACAACACCCAUACUCACAACCGCACCAACAUCCAUAUGCACACGCACAACCACCCCCGUCGCCCUCACCCCCGUCGCCCUCGCCCAUCCGCCCCCGGGCCGUAUCUCCCACGCAGCGCUCCUACGCGCAGAAUCGACACUUCAACAUCUCUUCGGGAUCCUUAAUUGCCCCUGCCCUUAACCAAACUCCAGAGCAAGGCUAUAGAGAGCUGAUCCGGACGGCGAGCUCGAUGCUGUGUAGGGAGAUGGCACGCCCCCCGGUGCACGUUGCGCGCACGGAGCAGGGUGUCAGGGAUUGGGAGGAGGUGGAGGUGAGGUUGAGAGGAUUGGCGAGGUUGGAGAGGGUCUGGGGGAAGAGUGGGCUUGGGGCAGGAGGGAGCAGUACGAACUUGAAUGCGAGUGGAAGUGGAGGAGUAGGAGGGGCAGCAGGAACAGGAGGAGAGGAAAGGGAGAGGAAAUUGUUUUGCGAGGCGUUGAGGGAUGGUUAUGUGCUUUGCCGGCUCAUGAACAAACUACGGUCGAGCUCCGUCGUUCGCCCCGACGCGCGUGAGGACGGCUUCGUGCGGACCACCAACGUGACGCGGUUCCUCGCCGCGUGCGCCUCGUACGGGCUGCCGAACGAGGACCUCUUCCAGCGGGACGACCUCAUCGAGGGCACCCCCGAGUCGCUCGCGCGCGUCGCCAAGACCGUCGUUGCCCUCGUACGGUUCGUGGACUCGCCGGCGCCGUCGAGGCUGAGCGACCUCAUGUCGCGCGAUUCGAUGGAUGGUAGUGCAGUCAAGACCCGGCUGGUCGUGCGGGAGGACGGGAAGCCGCCGACGCACUUGCAACUGGGCAACUGCAUCGGACGUGGCCAGUUUGGCUCGGUAUACCGUGCCCUGAACCUCAACACCGGCCAGAUGGUUGCCGUGAAGCGUAUCAGGCUCGAAGGGCUCAAGGAGGAAGAGGUGACGACGUUGAUGCGCGAGGUCGAUCUCGUCAAGAGCUUGUCCCAUCCUAGUAUCGUCAAGUAUGAAGGCAUGGUCAGAGAUGACGACACUCUCAAUAUUAUCCUCGGGUAUGCAGAGAACGGAUCUCUCGGUCAGACCAUCAAGUCCUUUGGGCCCCUCAACGAGCGUCUCGUCGCAGGUUAUGUCGUCAAGAUCCUCGAGGGCCUGCACUACCUGCACACCUCCGACGUCGUGCACUGCGACCUCAAGGCUGCGAACAUCCUGACCACGAAGAACGGCAACGUCAAACUGUCCGACUUUGGCGUCUCGCUCAACCUGCGCGCCAUGGAGCGGGAAAUCAAGGACGUCGCCGGCACUCCCAACUGGAUGGCACCCGAGGUCAUCGAGCUCAAAGGAGCUUCGACAAAGUCGGAUAUCUGGUCCCUUGGCUGCACCGUCAUCGAGCUGCUCACUGGCCGCCCACCGUAUGCCGAGAUCGCCAACAGCAUGUCAGUCAUGUUCCGGAUUGUCGAAGACCCAAUGCCGCCUCUGCCAGAUGGGUGCUCGGAGCUGCUGAAAGAGUUUUUGGAACAGUGUUUUGAUAAGGAUCCAACACAGCGUCCAAGUGCAGAGAUGCUUUGUGAACAUCCGUGGCUGAAGAAGAAUUGGGUUGCGAUGAAGGAACUUCGUCCUCAGGAUAGUAUCCCCUUCCUUCGACGUGUCAGCACCGACCUUCAGAAAGUAGAUGCCCUCCGGCUGCUUUCACAACUGGAGAUACCCGAAAGCCCGGUUUCUGCCUCGCCUGGCAAGCACGAUGAUGUUGGCAAGCCGUCUCCUAACCCUCGUAGGGCAUCUUCCUCUUCGAUGCGACCUGGAGGUGGAGGUGACAAUGACUUCUCGCCUCGCGAACAUUCCUUUGUCAAGACUACUUUUAGUAAAGCGAUGGUCUGCCGCGUCUGCCUUCUGAACGUCAAAAAAAGCGCCGUCCUCUGUUCACAAUGCAGCCUCAUCUCACACUCCAAAUGUGCGCCGAACGCACCACCGACCUGCGACCUGAGAUCCCAGCUCCUCCUCUACGCCCAAUAUGCGGAGAAGGGCAACCCCUUGAGCGCAUACUCCAACCCCGCCGAGAACUCCGAGACGAGCCAGAACGUCGCCAUGUCCGACGUGCCCUUUGUCGAGCACAACACACCACGGACGAGCAUCGACGUGCCCCGCUCGCCGACGAACGCACUGACGCCAGUUGAACACCCACCAACAGCGUUCAAGUUCAUGGCCGCGUUCAAGCGGUCGCGCUCGAACCUCUCCCCAGAGCCCGCCGCUGCCCCCUCCUCGCCUUCCGCCCACACCCACAACAAGGACGCAGAGGAGAAGACGCCGAAGAAGCGGCCCCCACCCCUUGCCCAGCACGCACAGAAACACGUGGAGCGACCGCUGUCGGUGACGAGCACGUCGACAGGACUGAGCAGCCUGCGCAGCGCGGCGACGGCGGCUGAGAGCUUUUCGAGCCGGCAGAACACCGGCACUGGGACGCGGCGCUCGCAGCUCUCGAGCAACGAUGGUCGGCGGCCGUUCUCGACGAGUGCGAUUCCUGACCAUAGCAAGGCGGGUAAGGGCGGCGCUAGGUCGGAGGCUGGGGCCCGGUCGGAGGCGGAUUAUGAGGCAGGAGGGGAGUUCCCUGGUGCGCUGGCGAUGCCUUCUGCGGAUGCACGGAGACAGAAGAAGCGCGGGACGUCGUCAGGGAACUGUACGGUUCAAUG
Cyclocybe aegerita is the source of this 4029-nucleotide messenger RNA. Lineage: Eukaryota; Fungi; Basidiomycota; Agaricomycetes; Agaricales; Hemipholiotaceae. The record is from the annotation of a GenBank genome assembly.